This is a messenger RNA of Diachasmimorpha longicaudata, 2176 nucleotides long. RefSeq names its product odorant receptor 22b-like. The transcript has 7 exons. The record is from RefSeq and is a predicted model, not a curated record. Gene Ontology annotation, molecular function: olfactory receptor activity; odorant binding. Gene Ontology annotation, biological process: detection of chemical stimulus involved in sensory perception of smell; sensory perception of smell. Gene Ontology annotation, cellular component: plasma membrane. NCBI's taxonomy places the organism in Eukaryota, Metazoa, Arthropoda, Insecta, Hymenoptera, Braconidae. Bases 833 to 2092 code for a protein of 419 amino acids.
AACGGAUGAUGCCAAGGACAGAAUGGGUCAUUGUGGAUGCGUCAGAAUCACAAAUAUUUUCCACUCGUCGUUGUCACGGAGAAAUUAAAAAUUGAUUUAUUGAAACUACCAAGUUUUAAUAUCAUAUGUCGUUAGGAUUUCGAAUCUUUUGUCGUAAUAACUGAUUAAAUAAAGAAGAUUGGAAAAUCAAAUUCUUUAGGAAUUUUUUAGCCGUUAGACAUUAUUAUAUUUUUCUUUUCAUUUGGAAAUAAGUUUAGUCCACUUAUUUUCACGAGAAUCAGGCAACGUGGGCCAAUGCCAAAUCACUAGGAAUUAUUUACGAGUCUUCGAAAACAUUGUUUAAAUCGAGACUCAAAAAGUUAAAACAAUAGAACUGAAUCUUCAUACGAAAGAAGAUGCAUCCGAUGACAUAUAUUUCGUAGAAUCUGCCAUAUGUUCCUCGCAGUACAGCUAAAGUCGUAAAGCGGUUUUUUUCUGCGUAUUCGUACGUUAUUAUUUUUUUAUAUCCAAUUAUGACUUCUUAAAUGUUUCACUCUGCCUUUCCAUAGUUCUGAAACUGUUAUUACGAAGAUGAUAAAUAAAUAAUCAUAUAAUGAGUUGUCUGCAAGUAUUAAUAACGCGUAGGGCUGCAACAAUGUACUGGACCUCUAGCUUCAUCGCUCUCAUUACUAUCGCAUUAUUCAUAAGAGACCUACGGUGCAUUAUACAUACCCAUCACUAAUGUAUAUUGCUUAGGAAUAUUAUUUUUUCUCGUACGGAAUCAAUACAGCCCAGUGUGGUAGAAGAAAAGGUACAAGCAUUUACCUAUCGACGUUCUCUUGUACUAAUAUCGAUGUCUCAACGAAGAGUUUCGGAUAUUUUUGAGCAACCAGUUGUUUCUGAUACACAUUACCUUGGAUUCAACCUCAAGUGCCUCAUAUUUUGUGGUUUGUGGAAUCCAUAUAACAGUCAUGGAAAAUGGCUGUAUAAUGCUUACACAGUAGUUAUUGUUUUGUUAUUGCCGUUGGUGAAACUGGAGGGCUAUGUUAUGUCAGUGCGAAGUCUGCAACAGUCUUUCAUCCAACAGACAUUACACAUCUUUCUAAUAUCAGUAUUCGGUGUCGGCUGGCUUAAACAUGUAAAUCUUCUGUGGCAUCAAUCAGAUAUUGCAUUCAUUGCUACUGUAUUUCAUUGGGAAAGAUCUGUCGUCUGUUCAGCAGAAGUUGCCCUUUACAGAAACAAGGUUUUGACGAAAACAAUGAAAUUCCUGAGGAAAUCCACUAUCAUAUGGUUGUGGCUCUGUAUUUUUGAUACGCCCUUACUUUACCGAGAUAACUUGGAUGGAAAUGUACAGGCUCUACCAAUAAGCUUCACAAUAUUCAGACACUACGUGAAAGAGAUGAAUUUUUUUACUGUAUUAUUCAUAGAUUACCUAAUAGUAGUAAUGUUUUGUUGGUCAGUAAUAGCAAAUGACAGCCUGUUUCUCACUCUCAUGCUCCACAUGAGAGCACAACUAAAGAUUCUUAACUUCCGUCUUAAAAGAUGUGCAAAUCCUGUACGUGACUACCAAUGCGCUGAUCCUCUACCCAAUAAGUUUGAGAGCCCUAAACGAGCUGUGGAUGUGCGACAGCCCAACAGGAUUCAGGAAUUCAUUAUUUGUAUUCAACACUAUCAAAAACUGUUCGGAUUAAUGCGUAUAUUGAAUAGAAUAUAUGGAUCAGUGCUUUUACCACAGCUACUUUCAAGUAUAAGCCUAAUAGCUCUCAUCGGAAUUCACGUCUUUGUGACCAAAACCAUGAAUCCCAAAGAACCAAGUUCUGCUCUAGUCCUUCUCCUGAGCCUGGCCAGUGCCUUGAUGGAAGUGGGGGUGUACUGUUGCGGAGGCGACAUUGUAAUUGUGGAAAGUGAUCUCACCAAAUUGGCUGUAUAUAACUCUUAUUGGUAUCUGGAAGACACAGAAUUUAAAACUACUCUGAUAACUUUUUUGGCAAUGGCUCAGCAACCGUUUUCUAUCAGAGCUGGUGGGAUUUUUGAAAUUUCAUUAGUUACAUUAAAAAGUGUAUUCUCAAAGUCUUACUCAGCAAUGGCGAUUUUGCAGAGGUCCCUUGGAUGAAAUAGUGGAUGGACAAUGUCAAACUGUGAAUCUUGCGAGUAUAUGUAUAAGUGAAUAUAUAUGAUAAAUAUAUAGGUUGAAAAC